Molecule: messenger RNA, 1632 nt
Organism: Ascochyta rabiei
Lineage: Eukaryota; Fungi; Ascomycota; Dothideomycetes; Pleosporales; Didymellaceae
Exons: 2
Coding region: 1-1632 (543 amino acids)
Biological process (GO): mRNA splicing, via spliceosome
Cellular component (GO): post-mRNA release spliceosomal complex
Molecular function (GO): RNA lariat debranching enzyme activator activity; hydrolase activity
Source: RefSeq, a predicted model, not a curated record
AUGGCCUCCAAGAUCGUGGUCAUUGGCGAUGUAGACGGCCAAUUCCAGCCCGUCUUCCAGAAAGUAAACGCGCUGCACGCCAAGAACAACUUUGCAUUUGCCCUCAUCGUUGGCAACCUCUUUAACAGCACGCAAAGCUCUAGUGAUGUAGCUGAGCCGAGUGUGCAGUCGCUUGUGGACGGUACAAUCGAGGUUGCGCUGCCGACUUACUUUGUCCUUGGCAGCCAUGCCCUACCACCUGCCGUUGUACAGAAAUUGCAGUCCUCAGACGACGAAUUGUGCCACAAUCUACAUUUUCUGGGCAAGCGGACAACUAUGAAGACUUCAGAGGGGAUUCGCAUCGUUGCACUUGGCGGCCAAAUGGACCCCAACAUCAUUGCUGGCCAAUCCAAAGACAAGUAUCCGCCAUUCUAUGGCGAGACAGAUGCAAAGAUCCUUCGCGGAGCAACAACAGCCGACAUACUCAUUACCAGUGAUUGGCCGGAGGGUAUUCAGAAGCGUUCCAAGGUUGAAGUUGGUGGAGAGGCUUCCCCAUCGACACAACAGUGCAUUGCCGACCUCGACAUAGUUCUCAAGCCAAAGUACCAUUUCUCAGCGUCCGGUGGCUCAUUCUGGGAGCGAGAGCCAUUUUUCCACACACCGAGUGAUGACACCGACAACCUCUAUCCUGUCACUAGGUUCAUCAGCCUAGCUGCAUACGGCAAUCCCAGCAAGCAGAAGUGGAUAUAUGCCUUCUCCUUAGAUCCAGCAGCAAGCAAUCCAGUCGCUCCUCCAUCUGGCUCUACAGUCUGUCCUCUUGUCUUGUCAGAGAAAAAGCGAGCCGCACCGGGGCCACGAGAGCAGGCUUUGGUAUACGACGACGGCAACCAAGGAGGCAGGAGAUCGCACAAACGGCGCAAGGGUGAGCCCCGAGGGCCGUUGACUGCAGCCGAGUGCUUCUUCUGUCUCGCCAACGAGAAUAUUGCAAUACAUUUGGUAACCUCCAUUGGCGACAGCUCAUACGUGACCACAGCGAGAGGGCCCCUAUCAACAUCACAGACCUAUCCGAAGCUCGGCUUCCCAUGUCAUAUGCUCAUCAUUCCUUUCUCACACCAACCGACACUCGCUGCGAUGGAAGAGGAGGAACGUCUUGCCACCUACGCAGAGAUGCAGAAAUACCGAGUGGCUAUGAACAGCAUGUUAAAUUCAGUUGCUGGCGAAGAGUACGGCUCUGUGGCGUGGGAGGUGAGCAAGUCGAGUCUGCCACACACGCACUGGCAAUACCUUCCGGUACCAGCAGAUCUCAUACGCAAGGGUCUGGUCGAAGCUGCCUUCAAAGCAUUGGCCGAGAAUCUGCAUUGGCCGGCUUUCACAAAGGAAGAUGUCGGCGAUGGGUUUGAGGAGACGAGCGAUUUUUUUAGGGUUCUGGUAUGGGAUCCGAAGAACGACCCUGCGAAGCAGUCGAGUCUGGUCAUGCGCUUUGACGAGAAGAUCCGCUUUCACAACCAGUUUGGUCGAGAGGUGCUGGCGAAGCUCCUAAGGCUUGACAAGAGAAUCGAUUGGAAAGACUGUGGCCAAACACAGCCAGAGGAAGAGAAGGAUGUGGAAAUGUUCAAGGAAGCCUUCAAGAGCUUCGACUUCGCCGCGGAGUAG